UUUCUAAAAUCCACACGAAAUUGAAUUUAAAGAAAAAUAUCAAAAAACACAUAUCUCUCUAAAAAAUCUAAUGAAAAGUGUUUAUAAAAAUAAAAUGUGUGUUUACAAUUAUUAUCAAAUAAAAAUAAUUGAUAAUAAUCUUAUAAUAAAUGCAUUUAUUUAAGAACAAAAAACAAAUAAAUACUCACCAAACACGUUUUUAUAACUUAACUACAUUACAAGCUUGUGUACAUUUAUAUGGAACCCAUCCAGGGAGGGAAUCUUGGAAUAAGAGAUAACCAAAUAAAAUUUACAAAAUGGAUAAAAAUCAUGUUGAACAACUAAAAAGUAUUUUAAAAACUAUUGAAAAACAUCCCAAUGCAAAAGUUUCAAAACUUAUUAAAUGUUUUGAGAUUGAAAGAACCCCACAAAAUAUUGCUCUUCUGCUUAUUGAAUUAGCGGAACACCCUGAAUUCUCCGCUGACACAACAAUAUCACUUAAAUAUUAUCUAGAUUGCUUUAAAGAUUUGGCUCAAGAGCCAUCGUUUGCAGAAGCUGGUAUUAUUUUAUUUAAUUCUUCUAAAAUAUAUGCCAAAAGAGUUGAUCAUAUUCAUCAAGAAAUUGAAAGACUCAUAUUGUCUUUGAGUAAUGUUGAAGAAACUGCACUCAAUCCAAAUGCAAAUAAUGCCUUACAAAAUCCAGUGAAAGAAAAGAGGGGAAGAAAACGUACCCUCGAACAAAUAAAUGGACCCUAUGAAGCCAAUAUGAGUGCUAAACGUAUUAAAAUGCUAUCUAAAAAUAAACGUUUUGAAAAUGCUGCUGUUCCCAAAGGCAAUAGCACGCUCAAAAAAACUGCAGUAAAUGAUAUAGAUAAAACUAUGAAAACGUAUAUUCCACAGGCAACUUGGCAACAUUCGAUAAUUGAAGAUUUCGAUUAUGAAGAUGAAGUUGACUCUAAAAAGAAUUACAAGUUAUUCACUUACCAUCUUGAGCAUAGAUAUAAUACACUCAUUCCAGAUAUAAACUUUAAGAUGUAUUUCAAAAUCAAAGAUUAUAUCGAUGAUAAUUGUAAUGAUUUGAAACUUCCUGAAUCAUGGCCACCCUUGUCAGAUGCUUAUAUUGAACAAUAUUUGAAUUUGGAAGAUGCUAUUUUGGUUAAAGAGGGACACUUUGAAAAGUGUCAAGAAAAACUAGAUGGUCCUAGUUUUGAAGCACUUGCUCGGAGUUUUCUUAAUAAAAGUAAAGAUGGAAGUUUAAAGAAAACUCUUUCAAUACCCGACUCAGGUAUUGAAUCUGAUUUGAAUUCCAGUUUUAAUGAUACUGAUGAUCACAUACAAGCAAAUUGUUCAGAAAAUGCGAGCACUCAACUUGUUGGAGCAUCACAAAUAAGUAUUUGUGAAAGUAAUAAUUCGGCAAGAAAUUCUAGUUCAGAUUCAGGUAUUGAUUUGGAUACAAGUAGUGUUCUAUCUCAAUUAACUGAUGCAGCUCAAAUAAGUAAUGGAAAUAUAUUGGAUAAAACAAAUUUGAAUUCAGAUUCAGGCAUUAAUUUGGAAACAAGUGUUGAAUCUCAAAUAACUGAUACAACUCAAAUCAGCAAUGAAGAUUUAUUGAAGAAAAUAGCUUUAGAACCAGAAUCAGAAAAAGCUUGUACGGAAACAAUAACAGAUUUUUUAGCACCAAUAAGUGCUGAAAACGGGAUUCAAGCAAAUGGAGAGACCGUAGAGGUAACACAAAAUGAUCCAACUCUAGCUAAUGUGGUACUCCUUGAAAAAAAUGACGAAUCGUUAGAUAAAAUGAAUAAUAAUGAGCAAUCGCCAUUAACAGAUUCGUCAGCACAAACAAAAGAACAACAGAUUCAAAUAAAUGGAGGGAAUACAAACCUUACCAAAACCGAUCCAACACUUCUUGACCCUUCAAAAUUAGAAGAAGAUCUAUCUACUUUGAAAUUAGUGCUGCCUCAUAUAUCCGACGAAGCUAUAUACAUGUCGGAUCUUGACGAGAAAGAUCGUCAAAUGCUGUCACCUUCUGUUGUCACUACAGAUGUUUUUCGCUGUCUCAAAGAUAAAAGUAAUAUUGUCAUCAAAGUCGACGAUACAAUCGAACAUCUUUUCAAAAUUAAAGAACCAGUUCAAGAAUUUUGUUCACUUCCAUUGUAUGAAAGACCGGAUUUCUCACUUCUUCUAAAUAUAUUAAAAAUUCCACUAAAACACUUCAAUAAGAGGAGAAGAUUUAAACUUGGACCAGAUUUUGAUCUCCUUAAGAAAGAACGUCUGAAGAAAUAUGUUAGACGUUCAAGUAUUAGUAAAUGUUCUGCUCCCAAAAAAUUGACUCGUAUGAUUGAAAAUGUUAGAGCAGAGCAUAUUUCUCCUCCGUCAACACCAUCAUAUGAACCAGAUUGGCUUGGCUUUCCAGAAGAAUCUUUAAUGGAUAAGAAUCGUACAAUGAGCAGAGAUUCUGGAAUAAGUUUGCAUCAGAAUGAAGACUUUGUAGAAUCACCUGAUCUACUAAGUAGUACUUUGAAUACAAUAGCUUUUGAUGAUGUAUCCAAUGAAAAUAAAAACAAUGGAGAUUCUUCAACAAAUAUGUCUGGAGACUUACUACCUGUACCAAAUGAACUCCAAGAAAAUACAGAGUCUUCAAAACAAUUGCCUGCAGAGUUACCUGCUGUAUUAAAUGAACCUAAAGAAAAUACGGAUUCCACAAAUAUGCCAGCAGAGUUACCUGCUGUUUCAAAUGGCUCUCAAGAAAAUACAGAAUCUACAAUUGUACCAGCAGAAUUACCUGUAAGUUUAGAAACGGUUUCAGUGACCCCUCCAGAGACAAAUAACCCUUCUGAAACUGGUGAAGUAAUUAAUAAUAUAAAUGAAAACAUAAAUAACAGUCUCGAAGACCAUCAGAACAAACAACUCGAUGACUUGAAUGAGGAAAAUCGUAUCAGGGCAAAAGUACAUCAAUGGCAUAGUCACCUGCAGCCAAUACUUGCAUGUUCACGUGAGCGGCAUCAUUUUGAUGUGUUCGCAAUUGGAACCGAAAUUAUGACGCAAUUUGACCGAAAUGACGUCUGUAAUGAAAAAGUUUCUUUCAAAAAUGUUAUGGAAGAAAAAGACGAAUCGCUUAUUUCAAGAUAUUUUUUGUCAAUGCUUUUAUUGGCAAAUCAAGGAAAUAUACGAAUCGAUGUCCAAAAUAAAAGUACAGAUCAACCCAGUGAAUUACAUGAUAUUCGAUUGCAGCUGUUGAGUCGAAAGCGAAACAUUGUGUCGCUUGAAGACAAUAUUGGUCUUAAAACGCCACUAGCUUCUGCUACACCUCAAAUCAAUAAUGAAUCAUCUGCUGUUGCAAUAGUACGGACAUUAAAAAUUGUUCCCCAAGUACCGAAAAUGGACGAUCUAGACUCGGGGGUUGCAAUGUCUGAAGAAUUCAGUGGAUAAUAAGAAUUACAAUAAUUUUGAACCCUUAAAGGAUUUUUUCGUUCAAUGUACCUGAUUGAGAUAACUUAGAAUAUUUGCUUUCAAAAUUAUGUAUGUAGUUGAAAUAGUGGACAUAGUUCAAAUAUCUUUUAAUAAUUUGACAUUUUUUUUUUAAUUAUGUUUUAUUAUUAACCAGUCAGUUAUUUAUAGAAUCUGCAUGUACAACUGCAUUAAAUGUACUAUUAAAUCAAUAAAAUAAAAAUAGAGGCCAUUGAAAAUGAGUUCCAAAAAUACAAAACAUUGGGUUCUUUCAUAAUUGCAUGAUGCUUUGUUAACAUGCGGCCGUUUGCGAUCAGACUAAUGCCAGAGAAAAUAUUUGCGCAUAUGUGCAUUGUUAUGGAUAUAUGAACCCUUUUAUUGAUUUGCGUCAUCUGUCAAAAUUUUGAAGUUUGGAUUUCGAUUCGUGUUCCUUAAAAUGGAUUCCACAAGGCAUUUUGAAAACUUUGGACAGAUAUGAACAAUAAAAAGCCUUACAUUUGUCAUUUGCAUUCAUCAAAGCUUUGCAUUCGUUAAGACAUGCGCAACCAUGCAUUUAUGAAAGCACCCAUUAAUUCCAUCAUAAUUUGAAAAUCUAGCAAAUCAAACAAAAACAAUAGCAAUAAUAUUAAUAUAAUGCAAUUCAUAGAAUCUGUAAAUAUGUAUUUAAUUUAGUCAAAUAUGAAUUGAAGCGUUUAGAAUAACUAAAUAGGAUUUUUUUUAUAUUUAUGUGAAUUCCUUUAAAAAAAAUUGAUUAAAAAAAAUGUAUUCAAUAAAUCAUGUUCGGCACAUUGCUUAUGACAAGUAAAUCGCCUUAAGAUCGAUUUUAAUAGGAUUUAUUAAAUUUUAAUAUUUUUUUUAAAUUAAUUCGAAAUUAGCUUUUUGCCAACUGAUUAAAUAUUUUAGGUAUACGUUAGAUUUUAAAAAAUGUAGGGUAUCCGUAUCCAUAAAAGACAAAACUACGGUCUUGGUUUCAAUUUUUGUAAAACA
This is a messenger RNA of Episyrphus balteatus (marmalade hoverfly), 4412 nucleotides long. RefSeq lists its product as uncharacterized. Gene Ontology annotation, cellular component: nucleus; condensin complex. Gene Ontology annotation, molecular function: chromatin binding. Gene Ontology annotation, biological process: meiotic chromosome condensation; mitotic sister chromatid separation. The transcript is spliced from 2 exons. Lineage: Eukaryota; Metazoa; Arthropoda; Insecta; Diptera; Syrphidae. The coding region runs from base 297 to 3407 and encodes 1036 amino acids. The record is from RefSeq and is a predicted model, not a curated record.